AUGUCCAUUCGUUCGACCAACCAAAGUGACCUCCCACAUCCGCUCGGUGCCAUGACCUUUGACGGAGAUCCAUGCUCAGGUGAAGACCCUCUUUCCGACUUCGAUCCUGAUACCCUGGUUGCCGAUCAUAACAGCACUGAACCAGUUGUUGCUCUUGAGUCUCGCACCAUGGAUGGACCACCUCUCUGCUGCCUUGUCACUGGCCAAGACUGGCAAGUGUGCAGAACGGAUGUGAUUAGAACAGGAAUCUGGUAUCUUAAGAACCUGAAUGGUCUUUGUGGUGUCGGAGCAAGAAGCUGCGUACGCAUUUCCUGCAGUCACAACUCAGCUAUCUACCUGUGCAGCGACCCAAGUUGUACAUACCUGGCUGGCUUUGCUCAGGAUAUUGUCAACGUAUGUGUCUGGUGGACUCCCAUUCUUGAUUACACAUGUGGCCAAGAAUUCGACACUGAUAGUUUCAAUGUCAUUAUGUCUUUCAAUCCGGGCCGCGAUGGUAGCCCAUGUUGA
Mollisia scopiformis is the source of this 507-nucleotide messenger RNA. RefSeq lists its product as uncharacterized. The transcript has 6 exons. Bases 1 to 507 code for a protein of 168 amino acids. The record is from RefSeq and is a predicted model, not a curated record. NCBI's taxonomy places the organism in Eukaryota, Fungi, Ascomycota, Leotiomycetes, Helotiales, Mollisiaceae.